Molecule: messenger RNA, 1074 nt
Organism: Alligator sinensis (Chinese alligator)
Lineage: Eukaryota; Metazoa; Chordata; Crocodylia; Alligatoridae
Gene: NUDT6
Product: nudix hydrolase 6
Exons: 5
Coding region: 234-986 (250 amino acids)
Molecular function (GO): NAD binding; ADP-ribose diphosphatase activity; NADH pyrophosphatase activity
Source: RefSeq, a predicted model, not a curated record
GCCCACCAACCCCAAGGAUGGCACCUCCUGCCCUGUGGCACGAGGGGCAAUUUGGGAUCCGAGAUUCAGACCUUAGGUUUUGGCUCGGCCUCUGGUUUCUAGGGGCAUCUGAAUCCGCAGAUCUCCGGGGUUGGGCCUGCACCUAGGACACCUGCCAGGGCAUGUGGAAGUAUCUGGUGUUGCGGGGGGCAGAGGAUGCUCGCCAGUAGCGGCGCCAAACACUGGUGUCUAGAAUGAUUGAGCCCCACCUGCUCGGUCCGUCUGGUGUUUGGAACAAUUCAAUCAAGCAAUGGAAGAGGGAAGGCAAAAUAGCUGUGUGGCUGCACAUUCCUGUCCUUCAAAGCAGUUUUAUUGCCACUGCUGCAUCACAGGGCUUUACUUUUCACCAUGCAGAAGGAGACUCAUCCACACUGACGCUGUGGCUAGGAGAUGGGAACAGCAGGUUACCAGGGUAUGCCACACAUCAAUUAGGAGUUGCAGGUGCUGUGUUAGAUAACACUACUGGAAAAGUGUUGGUUGUACAAGACAAAAAUAAAACUAAAAAUGCAUGGAAAUUUCCAGGAGGCUUGUCUGAUCCAGGUGAAGAUAUUGGAGACACAGCAGUUCGAGAAGUUUUUGAAGAGACUGGCAUCAAGUCAGAAUUCAAGUCCAUCCUAAGCAUAAGACAGCAACACAGACACCCUGGAGCCUUUGGGAAGUCAGAUAUGUAUAUCAUCUGUCGCCUGGAGCCUUCCUCAUUCAACAUCAGCUUCUGCCAGCAGGAGUGCCUGAGGUGUGAAUGGAUGGACCUUGAUGAGCUUGCCAAGACGAAAGAUGCUACCCCCAUCACCAGCAGCAUAGCUAAAUUGUUACUUUAUGGAUACAGGGAAGGGUUUGAUAAGAUUGAUAUAACUAUGAAAGAAUUUUCAGCUGUUUAUACAGGCCUAGUCUAUAAAUUGUACUACAGGGAGCUACCAGAGUCUUAUAAGGACAUGGGAGGAUUAUAAGAAGCUUCACAUUUAUUAAAUUAAAUACAUAACAAUCUUCUAAAAUUUGGGUGUGCUUGUACCACAUUAAAAUUAUUAAUGAACUGUU